Molecule: messenger RNA, 1284 nt
Organism: Darwinula stevensoni
Lineage: Eukaryota; Metazoa; Arthropoda; Ostracoda; Podocopida; Darwinulidae
Source: the annotation of a GenBank genome assembly
AUGCCACCCUUUUUUCCCGGGAGGGGAGGGACUUCCGAGAAGAGAAUCGGGGAGUUCAGGAGAGACAUUGGGCAAAACCAGUUUCCUAGAGAGGAGAUCGAGAUGACGGACUUUGGUGUUGGUGCGAAGAUGUCAGUCUUGCCAGACAAGACUUCUAGCAUUAUUGUGGCACCCAAAGGAUACAAUCUCAGCCUUCCUUGCUCUCCAUUCAUUUCAAAUGGAUCAAACAUUAAAUGGCAGACUGUUGACAAUGCAAAAAAGGCAGAAUGCAAAGGGUCAAAUGGAUAUGUUUAUAUGUUUCCUGCUCCUGAUGAGAGUGAAAUAGUGAAAGCAAAACCUGUGAUUUAUGUGGAAAUGGCAGAUUCCUUGGAAGAAACUUCCUCAGAGACAGUUAUACAUGUGGAAGAGCACAGUGUGAUACAUGUGCAUUGCUUGACAUUGGGAUCUGAUGUCAGAUGGAGAUGGAGUGACUCUUCCCAUCCUGAAAACACAGGAGAAAAUGUACAGCUGAAAGUUCAGGGGACAGGCAUCCCUGUGAUUUAUUCCAAAUUGACAGUUAAUGUAUCUCGAAAUCGCCAUGGCCAGAAUUUCCCAGAGUUCCUCAUAUCCCGAGAACCAGAAUUUGGCCACCCACUAUUUGAAGGAAUGAAAGUUUCUCUCAAUUGUGAAGUGGAUGCAAAUCCAGUGAGCACUCCAUUGUGGAUUAAGUCAUCUCAUUCUCGUGAAGAAGUGAGAGGUGAAAAUGGACUGCUGUACUUUGAUGCUGUGGUACCAGAUGACUCAGGAUGGUACAAGUGCAUGACUUCUCAUGCACUUGGGAAUUUCUCAUCUCUUGGUUAUCUUCUUAACAUCAUGCCAGUUGAUGUUGAGAAGGAAAAUGAGCACAUUGGAGAGGAGUCAACAGAGAAAUCCAAAGAGGCUAUUCAACUCCCAGGGGAUUUCAUCGUUGAAGAACCUCCUCUUCAGGUCCAGACAUGUCCUCCCAUCAAGGUGGGCAAGAGUAGAAUGAGCAUUUUGAGGAAUGAUGGUGUUCUUGAAGCAGGAGCUUGCUUUUUCAUGCAGAGGCAUACUUUUAGCUUUCAGCCAGAGACUGCUCAAGGCACAAAUGUGAUUUUGCUUUUGAGAACUUCAGAUGGGAAUGUCCACGCUGAAAACAUGGAUUUCGGGGUUGGACACAAGUUCAGUCUGUCCUCUGCACCUCCUUGUGUUCAACUGUAUUUCACAUUCCAUAUCCUGGUUCUUCUACUUCAGCUGCUUUUGUAUGAGGCAGAUGACCCAAUGUGA